GUGCCUGCGGCGGCUAUGGAGGUGUGCGAGAGCGGCGGGGAGCAGCCGCCGCUGCUGCUGCACUGGGACCGCAAGCUGAGCGAGCUGUGCGAGCCCGCAGACCCCGACACUCUGCUAAGCCGCACGCACUUCACAGAGUUCCUGGAUGAAUUUUCACCUGAUGUCCUAGGCCAGCUCUUGAAUGAUCCCUUCUUGUCUGAGAAGAAUGAAAUAAUGGAAGUGGAGCUGUCUCCAGCGUCCCCAGCGCCCCUCAUCCAGGCUGAACAUAGCUAUUCCCUCUGUGGGGACUCUCGACCCCAGUCUCCCUUGACCCACAUCUCGACUGAUGACAACUUUAAUGAAGGUGACCUGGAAAAUGAGGAAUGGUGUCUGGCUACAGAGUUUACUCCAGCUGCAAUAAAGACUGAGCCAGGGCUGUGUGAGACAUCAGGCCUUGCUCCCUCAGUCAGUCUCACCGUCACAGCCACGUCGGUGGAGGGGGACCAGCCUGAACUACAGAUAGAUGCCCUGAUGAAACCACUCACCCAGAAAGUUCUUCCAGAGAUUAAAUUGGAGCCCCAUGAAGUGGAUCAGUUCCUGAACCUCUCUCCUAAGGAAGCAGUGGAUCCCCUGCACUUGCCUCCCACCCCUCCGAGCAGCCAUGACAGUGAUUCCGAAGGGGCACAGAGCCCAGCUCGAUCACUCCCUCCUUCCAGCCCAGUGCAGCUCCAGGCCACGACUAAGGUUGUGUCGCGCACAGCUUCAGUGCUCUCCAAUUCCCCUCUCCUGACUGCACCACAUAAAUUACAGGGGACUGGCCCCCUCAUCCUGACAGAAGAAGAGAAGAGGACGCUGAUAGCAGAGGGCUACCCAAUCCCUACCAAACUGCCCCUGACAAAAGCGGAAGAGAAAGUUCUAAAAAAAAUCCGCAGGAAAAUAAAAAACAAGAUCUCUGCCCAGGAAAGUAGAAGAAAAAAGAAAGAAUACAUGGACAGUCUGGAAAAAAAAGUUGAGACCUGCUCAAAUGAAAACAGUGAGCUGCGUAAGAAGGUUGAAGUCCUGGAGAACACAAACAGGUAAGGUAUGGAGAUCAUCAAACAAAACUUGGUAGCGGGAUGUUACCAUGAAGAGUGAAAAUGUGGAGUUAAGAGAUCAACUGAAAUGUGAACCAUAGAUGUGUCUGACAAGGGUUCAUGUCCGAGAAAGAUGUGGAAGGCCAAUUAUUGUGACUGCAGUGGGAUGUAAAGCACGGAGGUUUUGAUGUCAUGUCUUAAACUGCCUCCCCAGCCUGUGCUGUGCUUGAGAAACCUUUUAGCACUCUUCUCUGAGUUCUUCCACUGCCCAAGGGAAUGCAAUUAGUAAUACAGGACAAAAACCCCCUGCAGUCCAGCUCUCCCAGUUGUCUUUAUUGAGUGAAAUUUUGCCAGGAAGCCUUAACCUGAGACAUGACUCUUGCAGAAAUUACAGUGAUGCAACUCAAGAGUCAUUAUUAGUUCUUUAUGCACUACUAGAUGUCAUUGCAAUUAUUGUGCAGCCUUCUAAGCGUCUCACACUCCAGAAUUCCCUUCAUUUGGAGGGGAAAAUCACCUUCUUGCUUCUUUGUUUCUGAAGAAAUGGGUGACUCAGUGGUGGCUUUUUCAAAGGACACAUGGCAGAAAAUAUUGAAUAGCUAAGCUUUUCAUUGGGUGUUAGCUGAGGGUGCAGUGCCAAUCAUGGCUUAUUCCAGUGUCAGUGUGGCAAAUUCCAGUGAGUAGGUACUAGAUGAGCGUACUCUUAACACUUCCCAGUUAGAGGCAUUUGCAGUGAUGGUUGAAUAUUACAAAGGAACAUGAUGGUGACACUGAAGUGCGGGAGGAGGUCGGAUUUUGAACAUAAGACCCACGAUCAUGAAAAAUGGCCUUAGAGCUGGUCUGGCAGCUAGUGCACUGCUUGUUGAGUGACACGUGUUGUUUCUAAUGUCUGGAUCCAAUCUCUAAUUUCAUGAAGCCAGACCCUGUGGCACUGUGACCUGCUGGAGAGUGUCUCCCACACACUGCUCAUGCAUAAAGACAUCUGCUGCUUGCUUGAAGAGAGCCAAGCCAUUUCUGUGCCUCUUAUAUAUCGUCCUCCAGGGUUUGACAUAAAAGAACCAAGAACUAUUCUGUAGGUGUGGAGUAGGGAUGUGUCACCCAGAAUCUGCCCCAGAAGGUACUGAAGCCAGCCUCUCUUAGGAAAAGGUGCAGCUGUAGAUUAUCCCCUUGGGGACAGCAUGUUGUCACCCCUGAAGUUGUUCUCCCCAGCUGAGAUAAAUCUGGCCAGCUGUUUUCAUCUCUGAGCUGUUGAGGAUGCACUGAUGAGAACAGCUUUGUUGGUGUUGUCCAUCCUUUCAGAAAGGACCUUUAGCAUCUUCUGUAUUAUUUGGUUCUCUUAAUUCUUUCAUGCUAAAUGCUCUAAAAAGUUUUAGGUAAGUAAUAUUAUCUCCAAAUCCUUCCUACUUGGGCCAUGUGGGAUGAGUUGCAUUGUUUCCUUCCAUCUGCAAUUGCAUCGAUAUUGAUCUGUAAUAUCAUGCAGAGAAGCAGAUGCUCGUCCUGCUGCACAGAAAUUCUCGUAAUUCAUGGCAAUGCAGUUUUGGCUACUUAGACAUAAAAUCUAAAUCUGUGUCUAAGAUCUGCUAAGGCUUACAUGUGAAGUACUGAGAAAUUUGUUCAAGUGCCUGCUUUCAUCAAAGCUCAGCUUCGUAACAUAUCAUACAAUAGCGUUUUCCACCUUAACUCCAAAAAGCCACUUUUCCUAUUUACUGUAUAAUUGCGCAACUGUCUCAUUCGGAGAAUGGUUCCAGGCCCUGAUUUAAUGUACAUUAUGCACAUUCUACCGUGAAUUCAAAAUGCCUAAUUUCCUCAUUGGUAUUUGCACAGAGCCUUGGCAUGAUGUCCAGAAACUGUUCACAUGCUUCAGAACUUGUCUUGACAGCAUCCUGUAGCUGGAAUUUUCAUCUCCUGCAUAGAGUCACAGAAUCAACAGAAUCUAAAUUG
Messenger RNA from Sturnus vulgaris (Common starling), 2990 nucleotides. NCBI's taxonomy places the organism in Eukaryota, Metazoa, Chordata, Aves, Passeriformes, Sturnidae. The record is from RefSeq and is a predicted model, not a curated record.